Molecule: messenger RNA, 3100 nt
Organism: Exaiptasia diaphana
Lineage: Eukaryota; Metazoa; Cnidaria; Anthozoa; Actiniaria; Aiptasiidae
Exons: 15
Coding region: 112-2397 (761 amino acids)
Molecular function (GO): signaling receptor activity
Source: RefSeq, a predicted model, not a curated record
UUAUUAAUCAGACAGUUAUAGCCUUUGUUCGAAGUAAGGGCUCCGAGGAUAACUGUUUCGGAGGGGAAAAAGUCGCUUUUUAGGGGCCGUUAUCUUUAUAUUAGAACAAAUAUGUGGAAAUUGUGUUUUUUACUUCUAGUGGCGUGUCUUUGUAUCGAGGCCAAAGGGCACGCAAAGCAGAAAAAACAUGAUAAAGCGGAAAGCUCGGCCGAUGACAUUGACUUUGAAAGUGAAUUUGACGAUGGCAAAAGAGAUGCUAUAGCUAAACCAUAUGAUUAUUCACAAUACCAAACACAAUAUAAUACAGCUACACCAAACCAAGCUGCAGCCUAUACUUCCUCUUCAACGAGCUCCUACCCUGCUGCAACGUCUUCAGAUAGCUUCUCUGCAACGCAACGUGCAGCCGUAGCAGCUCCACAGCCAGCGGCUGCCCCUGCAGCCUCCCCAUCUCCAUCUCCAGCUGCCCCAGCUCCUGCUUCCCCAGCUCCAGCUCCAGCUGCCCCAGCUCCUGCUCCAGCAGCUCCACAGCCAGCGGCUGCCCCUGCAGCCUCCCCAUCUCCAUCUCCAGCUGCCCCAGCUCCUGCUCCAGCUGCCCCAGCUCCUGCUCCAGCAGCUCCACAGCCAGCGGCUGCCCCUGCAGCCUCCCCAUCUCCAGCUGCAGCUGCCCCAGCUCCUGCUCCAGCAGCUCCAGCAUCCCCUGCUGCCGCCCCUGCUGCUCCUGCAGCCUCCCCAGCUCCAGCUCCAGCUGCUCCCGCGCCUGCCCCAGCUGCAGCAUACCCUGCYCCUGCUCCUUCUACGGCUGCGCAUGCGUCAAGCCAGUCAAGGUCUGACUUCCCUUCAGCUUAUCAACAAUCAUCGGCAUCAUCCUACUACACCGCCCCACCAGCACCAGCACCGGCUCCUGCACCUGCUGCCUAUUACUACAGGCAACCAUCCACCGCUACAGCUACUGUAGCUGCUGCAGCUUCUCAAGCUGCCAGUUCUACCCUAGCUUACACAGCUCUCAAGAAAGGAAAAUCUGCCUUAGGAGAUAAAAAUACUUGCUCAGAUGACAAACGUGCCGACCAUUUCUGCAGUAAGGCUCACAACCCWUGCUAUUGUGAAGAGAAUCAUCAUUUCAUGUACAACUACUGCAAGCGUUCUUGUAAUUGGUGUUCUGAUAUGGGAGCCACUGCUGGACAUAGAUUCUGGCGUAUUGUAAACUCUGCCCUACUUCCACGAUCAUGGAUCAUCAAAGAGAUCGAGUUCUACACCGACAAACACGCCAAGAAACCUAUUAAGGUCAACCCAGCAAAGGCCUAUGCUAGCACAAGCUAUCCUGGUUACUUUGCUUCUAAUGCUUUUGAUGGYAAAAAGGAUACUUACUGGCUUCCUGAAGGAUGGUAUGAAAGACAACCUGGUCUUGACUAUAUUGGAAUGGAGUUUGAUCAGCCCGUKUCAAUUGGAGCCGUCAAAAUCACACACCAAUCAAACGAGAAAAAUGCGACCUCUACAAAAAUGUAUCUUGAACAAUCUGAUUUCUACGAGAAUAACUACUUUAAAGUUUUCAACAUGGAAAAUCCAAGGAAGAARGAAGUCAAGAAAUACAGCUACAUCAAUUGYCCAAUCUACUGGCGUCGAUACGACACUGGAGACAAUGUCUACUGUUUAAAGACACUUGCCGAGUUCCUAACAUGGCAACAGGCGAGAGACAAGUGUGCUACGUACGGCGCAGAACUUCUAAGCAUCGAYUCUCCAGGGGAGAAUAUGUUUGUCAACAAUGAACUCAGGUUAUGUGGUUUCACAUGGCUUGGACUUAACGACAUAAAAAAUGAAGGGAACUUCACAUGGAGCGAUGGUAAACCCAUGACUUUCAAAUCAUGGGCUGGAGAUGAAAGUUACUACGAACAAGACGAUUACUUGAACUCCAAACAAAACUGUGUGGCAGCUGCGAGAACUGGCGAAUGGAGGCCAUUCCAUUGUGACGACAAGUUUUACGCUGUCUGCAAGAUGAAGCUAAAGGUUCCAGAUGAAGAUGAUGACAUGGAAGAGAAAGGUCAUUAUCACCACGACAGAGUUUCUAAGAAAUCCAGCAAGGGACACAAGAAAGAAGAAGAUGAAGACGACGAUGAAGAUGAAGUCUCAGGUAACACUGACGUCGACCUCACAGCUGAAGACACAGAUAGCGAAGACGCUCUCAAAGAGAUCAAGAAGAAUGUCCAAAAAGCACAAAAAACAGUGAGCCACAAAAAGACCAGCGAAGAUGAGGAGGACGAUGAAGAAGAAGAAGAAGACGAAUCUGGCUCCGGCUCCGAAGACGACAACGACGACAAACCAAAGAAAACCAAGAAGCACGUUAAAGGAAGCAGAAAGGAGGAGAUUGGACAAGUUGAUGACUUCUUCGAUCUGAAGCACUGAAUAUAGUGAACUAAAAUGGCUGACCGACCAYGGCGAAUGUCGCCCGCAUUUGUACGAUUAAGUUUGUUAUAUUUCUAGUCUUGAUAAAUAUAAAUACAAAGAAAACGCCAUUUUUAAACAAAAAUUAUCGAGAUGAAAUACUUCCUUAGGAAAGAKAUAGUUGCGUUCUAGUAAAUGUAAUAUAUUUCCUCAGCAAAAAGACUCGAAAAUUCUAUUGCUUUAAUAUUAUUAAUUUUUGUGCGUAAAAUAAYAACUCAGAUCCUGGWGACGAGGCAAAUGGUUCACUGASAGUAAUAAUAAAGAAAUUKUCGAUAWUUAGAAAAUUGAUCGUUGAUGUGUAUAARAAAWUAUUAUCACUCGCAGUGAACUAUGGGUAUGACGUCACGACCUCUCAGAGUCAGCUUCGACUUGGCAAACAACGGAAAACAUAUUAUUUUUCUGGUAAGUUUGUUCAACACAUAAUUCCUGGCAGUAAAUACUGUGAAGGGCAUGAAAAAUCAGGCCAAUUCGCAGCUUUCUCGUUCUAGUUUUUUUCAUGAUAUGAAUUUUAAUGAAAAUAUUUUGUCCUAAAGGUAGUUCGCUUACAAUUACAGAAAGCGGAAUAAGAAAUAUUUUGAAUAAUGUAGCUUUAUUUCAAGGUUGAUUGGAAUUUAAAGUGGACAGUUCUUUAUUGAAUUAAAUAAACUUUACUCAAAAACUUUAA